GGCCGUUGGCUUGGAAAAAAUUGGAAGCCAUAUCUUACAGAAGUACCUGGGCACACUAAGCCGAUGAAAUUGGGUAUCACAGCUCCCAAGCUGGAAAAGUUGUGGAUUUAUGGAGACUCACAGGCCGAAAGACUGCACUUAUCGAUAAAGGAUGGACCUCUUUGUACAGAGAUCUUUAAAUCUUGUAAUCUAAGUAAAAUGUGGGUUUACCCUUACAGCGGUCAGUUUCCAAAAUGGGAUGAUCAAGACUUCGAUAAGUCCAUUAUUCUCGAUAGUCUCAGGGUUGUGUUGGAAAGACCCGAUAUGAGCGAAAACAGUGUGUUGAUUUUGAAUCUUGGACUGCAUUACAUGGAGAGCAUCAGACUACAAGAUUAUAGAAUACUUCUUUUGAAGGUGAUUGAUCUAUUGAACGAAAGAAACAAAGGUACAGGCGAACUGAAGCAUAAGGCUCGUGUAGUAUGGAAAACGUCCACUUCUAUAAGCAAGGAGAAGGACACUGGAAGUCAACUGACAAGUGAUCGACGAAGAUUCCUUGCUCUACCGGUAAAUAUAUGGGGGGAAAGCAGAAAUUAG
Pocillopora damicornis (cauliflower coral) is the source of this 573-nucleotide messenger RNA. RefSeq lists its product as uncharacterized. NCBI's taxonomy places the organism in Eukaryota, Metazoa, Cnidaria, Anthozoa, Scleractinia, Pocilloporidae. The record is from RefSeq and is a predicted model, not a curated record.